Messenger RNA from Spodoptera litura, 3628 nucleotides. It is a transcript of the gene Nprl3, whose product is annotated as GATOR complex protein Nprl3. Gene Ontology annotation, cellular component: GATOR1 complex. Lineage: Eukaryota; Metazoa; Arthropoda; Insecta; Lepidoptera; Noctuidae. The record is from RefSeq and is a predicted model, not a curated record. Gene Ontology annotation, biological process: positive regulation of autophagy; cellular response to amino acid starvation; negative regulation of TORC1 signaling.
UACGUCAAAUAUUGCGUGUUUUUCUAGUCUUGCUCGUUCAUUUCGCAGAAAUAAGAAUAAAAAUAGUCUCCCAUUCGUUUUUAUUCGUGUCAAAAUUUGCAAUAAAACUGUAUUACGUGCGUGCUUAUAGCAGAAAAAUGUGUGAUAAAUUACUUGAGUGUAAUUUUAAUUUGAAUACUUUGUUGCAAUAUCCUUCCAUAAUCACCUUGUUUACUCCAUGCUCUGUAAUAUAGUUACAUUUACUUUCCUUUUGUUAUCAUGGAAGUGAAUCCUUUAAACAUAUUUUUCGUGAAAUCUGACAGCAAAGGUGACAGGUUGCUGUUCAGAUAUCCUUACACAACAGAGAACAAGGAUGAAAGUAAACAGAAAAAAUAUGGUCGACACAAUCCUUACGCCAUUAAUUCUACAGAGGACUUGUUACAGAACCCUCAAUCGCAAACGUCAAAUAUUUGUAAAGGUCAGCUAAGUGGUUUUACAGAUGAAAUGUUAUCAACCUUGUUUGCUGUAAAAGCCGAGCUUUGUAAUAGAAAAUUUGAGUUAAAAGUGAAUGAUGUUAGGUUUGUGGGACAUCCUACUCUACUGCCAUACAGAACUAACAAGGAUGAUACGGCCACUAUGAUCCUUAUUAAUAUUGUCUUUGCACUGCAGGCUUCUGCAAGUCAUUCUGUUGUAAAAUGUUACUAUGAUUUGAGUAAAAGACUGGGAAAAGCACUGAGACAUGAAGAAAAGAGGUGUUCAUAUUUGACUGAAGAAAUGAAAAUAAUGUUAGCAGCUCAUGAUGAGGUGUCAGUUUUGGAUAGCGAAAUAAAGAGUGACAAUGAUGAAGAUGAGGACAAUCUCCGUCAUUCCGUCAGUUCAGCGACGUACAGCAGUGAGAACGGGGCAGAUAACGCUCCGAAGUCAGCGUUCCAUCUCAUACUACAACGGAGCUCGCUGGCGAGGUCCAUGAAGUCUGUGUUUGAAGAACUGAGUAGUACUGGUAUAGUUCAAUGUCGGAUAAAUAAGUGGGUAUUGUUGUCCUUCUGUUUGCCACACAAAGCUCAUCAAAUACACAAUAGAGGGUUAAUCAUUGAACCAGAAACAAUAGACAAAUGUUUACAGAAACUUAGGCCUUAUCACGGUAUAUUGCUUAUGGUGAAUCCAAAUGAUCUGCUAGGUUCAAUACCUCUGGACAGCAGCUCGGCUCUACUAAGACUGAUAAAACUAUACAGCCCACUGAAAAGUUUACAGACGCUCGCUAUUGAAGCGGACCUAACCCUAAAACAGGUGUCUCAACUAACAGGACACUUGGUAUACUGGGCGAAAGCGACAGUGAUAUAUCCUUUGUGUGAGAGUAAUGUUUACGUGGUCGCUCCGGGAGCUAAUGUUCAUAUACACUCGCCUCUGGUUGAAGAGUUCGCAAAGGAGUUCCCUACUCUGUGCUUGUUACAGAUGCUAAGCGAAUUCUCUCUCCCGGCCCCGUUGUGGUACGUGUCCCGCAACGGGUCGGGCGGCGGCGGCGGCGGCGGCCGCCUCGCGCGCUGCGUCGCCUGGCUGCUGCGCCGCAGGCUGCUGCUGCAGCUACAUACCUAUGUACAGUUCAACUCGCCGCACUGGGGACGGGACCCCGAUGGCAAAGAAUAUUACUGCGAAAAACACGAUAUAUUCAACCAGUCGUGCAGCGUGUCAUUCUCCUCUCUCAACCAAAUGCAACUCAACGUCCCAGAACCAGUGGAACCCAGAGAAACCAUCAACACUUUCCCAGACUCCGACGAGGACUACCCGACGGAGAAUAACCUCAACCAAACAGACUUCUCACACACAAAGCCAAUAGUCAUAGAAUCUGAACAUACCAAAUAUGAUAAAUUCCGGGAAACAGACUCCGCGAAUCACUCCUUCGAUGACGGCAUCGACGUCGUCGACGGCAUCAAACCAACCAACGGUUGUGACUAUGAAAACAAAGUCGAUAAAGUCCAGAAGAAAAUACAAGGAAACUCAGUAGACAGCGGCAUUUCAAGCAAUAUGAAUGGAACUAACAAUCAUAAUGGGAAUGGAGAAAUUAUAGAAAAUGGUCACACGGAUAUCGUUAAAACCGAAUUGUCCAUCGAUAAAACUGAUUCGGAUAAAAAGAGCCUCCCUUCACGUUUAUCUGAUAUCUCCUUGAAAGAUAGUGAAACUACUUUGAACAAGGAUACGAGUAGUGAUGAAGAUAAAUUCGAGAGCGACCAGGAUAUAUCGCCGCGAAUCAAAAUGAAUGGAAUAAUAAACGGCGGCGAAAAGAAAAAUGGCGUGUCUUUGAAUUUGAAAUUACAAAGUGAAAUGAGUAUGGAUUUCAGCUUUCAACCGCCGACGGUGUGGAAUGUUCCGGCAAGUUGUGACGUCAUCGAUGCAUGUCGCAUCCCCAACGAGCCGCCAACGACCGAGUCACUGCUAGACACGUUCACUGCCGAGGAACGAGCCGCUUUGGCGACGGUACCAGCUUCUAAAAACACUGACGAUCUGUUGCUUCUAGCACAACUGCAUAAGAAAGGUUACUUCCGCGGCGAGCAGCAUUUAGAAGAGAUUAUGUUUAUGGAGAACGUAAGCCGCUCGCAGCUGAUGCAACUUCUGGACAAAUUCAAAGAUGUCCUCAUUACAUUCGAGACUGAAGACCCUGCUGUCGCCAUGUUGUAUCCCUACCAGUAAAUCUCAAUAUUUAACUUAAAAAUAGAGCUAUUUUGUGUAAUAAAUAUCGUGAGACAUAAGUACUAAAUUAAUUGAAAAAAAAAUACGGCUUAAAACGUGAACUACCCUAAAACGGGAUGAAUGGAAUUGGGUAAUUUCUCGGAUCAAAACUAACUGAUUUGAACCGGAACUCAUACAUAGCUGAGCAGUACGAAAUACGAAUAUUUCUCAAAAAUUGCACGUGAAUAAGCCGCAUUUUUUAACCAAAAGCGUAUUUUAAGCGCGCCGUAUUUAAAGCUAUGUGUGCAAUGGUUGGCCAUUGUUUGACCUUGUACAUGUACGUCGAAAAUAAAAAGUGAUAUAGGCGGAAUAGAUAAUUAAAGAACCAAUAGAGUUGGGACAUAAUCUGAAUCUGUACUUUUAUUUGUACACCCCGAUAACAAGUUAAAUCGAUUAUAGUGUCUUUUAAGUUGAAUUCGUUCUUUAUUUGUAGCUGAUUUUUUACGUUAACUUACUAUUAUCACAUCAAUUUAUAAGAUACUUUUUUAAUAUUCCACCAUUAAAAAUCAGAGAUGCUAGAGCAAAUUGGCUUCUGUUCUAUAAAAAUAAAUAUCGAUUAAACAUUGCCCUUGCUCACUAAAUGUGGGACAAUAAUAAAAAAUGUGACAAACAAGUUUGCUGCAUUAAAAUUGGCAUCUACAAAGCUAAGUGGUCGACUGUUCCUAAAAUAUAAAAUUAAUAAGUACUCAGGUUCUUAUAAUUGUAGUUAUUGUAAAGUAUUUAUGUUUAGAAAUUAGUUUUUUACUUGUAACAGGUGCUAGAAUAACUUCUGGACAGUUGAUACCCUUUUGUAACUUAUAUUUUGCUGUUUGUAAUAAUUAUUUCACAUAAUAUUUUCUUCUGUUCAUAGUAAUCACUGAAUCUGAAUGUAUAUAAAAUUUUCAAUACAAAUUGUAAUUGAGAAAAUAAAUAAACCGGAACCAUU